Messenger RNA from Verruconis gallopava, 2388 nucleotides. RefSeq lists its product as uncharacterized. The transcript is spliced from 2 exons. Lineage: Eukaryota; Fungi; Ascomycota; Dothideomycetes; Venturiales; Sympoventuriaceae. Gene Ontology annotation, cellular component: plasma membrane. Gene Ontology annotation, biological process: transmembrane transport. The record is from RefSeq and is a predicted model, not a curated record. Gene Ontology annotation, molecular function: purine nucleobase transmembrane transporter activity. Bases 431 to 2197 code for a protein of 588 amino acids.
UAAAGCUUGGCUUCCUCAGUCAGCGUCGCUUAUUGCUCCAUGAGCCGAAUGCCAUGACCCCAACGGAGCACCUUUGCUCCCAAAAAUGCUUGGAUGCUCGAUAGAACUCGAUGGACCCAAUGUCCGCGUUAUCUGCCCGCGCAAUGAGGCGUUGAAGAGAUAACAGGUGCUCAGCGUGUCGGCGAGCUGGCUAGAGCGUGCAACUGUCGUGAUGGAUACAAAAUGAGGGCUCCUCCUUGAGGAUUUUUUUCUCUGGCACUCAAGGUUGCAGCGCUAAUCCUCAGUACGAAGAGGAUUGAUCCUGACCCGAGGGCAAAAGAACGAGUCUAGAAAAAAAAAUUCCUGCUAGUCUCCUCACGACUAGAUUUAACCAGCCCACUCUUCCGAACAUCCCGUCUUGCGAGUUCCAUCCCUACUCGUGCCCCCCAGGAUGGGUUAUCAAGAAUAUGUCCACAAGAUCAACGCAGCAGUUGCGAGGAGCAAGAUUGGGUACUACUUCCGCCUCGAUGGCUCUGGACAUCCAAAGGAGCGCAAAGGCUCCUACUUUUUCACCGAGCUUAGAGCAGGCUUGGCGACAUUUUUCGCUAUGGCCUACAUCAUCUCUGUGAACGCUGCCAUUGUGUCCCAGUCCGGGGGUACAUGUGUUUGUCCAAGAACGGAGGCCGAUCCAGUCUGCGACAACGACACGGAGUAUAUGCUUUGCGUGCAGGAAGUCCAACGCGAUCUCGUCACGGCUACUGCUGCCAUUGCUGCUUUAACCACGUUCUGCAUGGGUCUCUUUGCUAAUAUGCCGAUUGCUCUUGCACCAGGCAUGGGUCUGAAUGCUUAUUUCACGUACACGGUCGUCGGAUAUCAUGGCUCUGGCCUCAUUCCGUACGAAGUCGCGUUGACUGCCGUUUUCGUGGAAGGUUUUGUCUUUGUGGGCUUGACAUUAAUCGGUCUACGGCAAUGGCUUGCUCGAGCCAUUCCUCAUAGCAUCAAGCUCGCAACGGGUGUCGGCAUUGGUCUCUAUCUUACAAUCAUUGGUCUCACCUAUUCUGCGGGCAUCGGUUUGAUCACCGGUGCUGUAGACACUCCUGUGGAGCUUGCCGGUUGUGCUCCUGAAUACAGAGAUCCAGACACCGGCCUCUGCCCCUCAUCUCAAAAGAUGCGCAGCGCAACCAUGUGGAUUGGCAUUUUCUUGAGCGGUAUACUUGUCGUCAUCCUCCAGAUGUACAGGGUCAAGGGCGCUAUCAUUAUGGGCAUUUUGCUCGUCUCGAUCAUUUCCUGGCCACGUCCGACCCCGGUCACCUAUUUCCCCAAAACCGAGCUAGGAAAUUCCGCAUUCGACUUCUUCAAGAAGGUGGUGACUUUCCACCCAAUUACCCGCAUUCUUGAUGUUCAACGAUGGGACAUCUCCGGCUACGGCGGUCAAUUCGGUCUCGCUUUCAUCACUUUCCUCUACGUCGAUAUUCUCGAUGCUACAGGUACCCUGUACUCCAUGGCGCGUUUUGCUGGUGCCAUCGAUGAAAAGACCCAAGAUUUUGAGAACUCCGCCAUAGCCUACUCAGUCGAUGCACUUGGUAUUUCGAUUGGCAGUCUCAUGGGAACUCCUCCUGUCACUGCGUACAUCGAAUCUGGUGCAGGUAUUUCCGAAGGCGGCGCGACCGGUCUCACUGCCAUAACUUCAGGUUUCUGCUUCUUUAUAGCGAUAUUUUUCGCACCAAUCUUUGCAUCUAUCCCUCCAUGGGCUACUGGUCCCGUUUUGGUCAUCGUCGGCUCUCUUAUGACGAAAGCCGCAAAGGAUAUCAACUGGAGUUACCUCGGCGAUGCUGUUCCAGCUUUCAUAACCAUUGCCGUUAUGCCAUUCACAUAUUCCAUCGCAUAUGGUUUGAUUGGUGGUAUCAUGUCAUACAUACUUAUCAAUACUGUCGUCUGGCUCAUUGAACUGGCGUCUGGAGGGCGAAUCGUGCCAGCGGACAAGGAGCUUAAGGAUCCAUGGACUUGGAAAAUCCCUGGUGGCUUUCUUCCUCCGUACCUUCAACGUGCUCUCAAGGGUAAAAAAGACUUCUGGCGUGACUGGGACGUCAAGGAUGGGCAGGAGGUUGACUCCAGCGUCAAACGUAACUCUGAUGAGGGGGUUCACAGCAUUAGCAUUGAAAACACUGAGAAGCGAGAUGCGCCAGUGGCCGCACAUGAUGUUGAGCCUCAAAAAUGAUAGGCUUGCUUGAUCUGUUUUUUUAAUAUCAAACGAUCUUGUAUGAUGAGAAUCCAAGCACCACCAAUGCCUGGCACGCGAUACCCUCGCUUAGUUUUGAUCAUGAUGUAGUUUUACUUUCACUAAGUACAAACUUCUAUUUGAAGCUAUUAGGACUAUGGCAAUCUGAUAAGAGAAUAUUCACUGCUCCA